AGAAGAGUUAGUUUGCAAACGAUUCUCUAUCAAAAUGUCACACUAUAUGAGCUAUUUUUCACUGCUGCUCAUUGCAGUCCUGCUGGCGCUGGCAUCUGCUCAAUACUAUACACAAUAUAAUCCCUACUACACACCAAGCCCCACAUUCUCCAGUUUGAACAACUAUUACUAUCAGACGACGCCGUAUCCUUACUAUUACAGCACGUAUACGACACCGAGUUCCUAUUCCAAUACGCAGAUUAGGAUCUGGCCCUAUGUCAUCGGCCAAUAUCUUUAUCCCACGUACUACAAUACCAACUAUUAUAAUCCAUAUGCCACAUUGAGUAAUUCCAAUUGGCAAAGCUACUAUGCGAAUGUUUAUGGCAAGAAGUAGUCCUCAACUCCAACUAAGUGUUUUUCGAUUGUUAAGAUGUUCAGCCAUUGCAAAUAUAAUAUAUUUAUUUUGUUUUUAAAUAAAAACUGUGAAC
This is a messenger RNA of Drosophila melanogaster (fruit fly), 467 nucleotides long. RefSeq lists its product as uncharacterized. The transcript is spliced from 2 exons. The record is from RefSeq and is marked reviewed. NCBI's taxonomy places the organism in Eukaryota, Metazoa, Arthropoda, Insecta, Diptera, Drosophilidae. Bases 35 to 373 code for a protein of 112 amino acids.